Molecule: messenger RNA, 6213 nt
Organism: Botrytis fragariae
Lineage: Eukaryota; Fungi; Ascomycota; Leotiomycetes; Helotiales; Sclerotiniaceae
Exons: 7
Coding region: 1-6213 (2070 amino acids)
Source: RefSeq, a predicted model, not a curated record
AUGGAGAUCCAACCAGAGGGAACGGACCAUGAGGACCUCUCUCCAGGAGAGGACAAUGGAGAUGAAUCUGAUCAAUCCGAUCAACAUGAAUUACAACCCCCCACACCGCCUAGGGAGUUGAAAGUUCCGAAGUUCUUGACUGAAAGAGUGCAUGGGGAACCACGUCCCGACCCAAAAACUUCUUUCAAAGGCCACGAACAGCCGCCGGCAAAUGAACGCCUUGAACAAAUCAAGACGUUUCUUGCCGACGAGGAUGCGAACCGAUGCUUAGACUUCAAAGACAAGCUUAAUCAAAUAAAAGAUUAUCUUACUCACAUUGAGAAGCACCGAGUCCCAUGCGAUAAGAGCCUCUUCAAAGAUGCAAAAGUAAUGACAGAUGUCCAAGUAGAUUGGCAUGAUCGCAUGGAAAAAUCCGCUCUCGGCGAUCCCUUAUGUGUAGACACUCCCCAAAUCCAACCCUAUAGCACGAGACUUAUGUCGAAUGAAGUGACUCUUGCUAUUCGCGAAACGAAGGAAAUCAAUGGCACACAGACACAAAUUCGUGAAGAUCGGCCUCCUUUCACAGUUAAGCGUACUAAAGAUCAUGCGGUAUUUCUCAGAGCUAUUAAAGAAGAUGCGAAGAAAACUUUGACGGAUCUUACGGAAGAGGAAGAGAAUCGAAAUCUUUUUAAAAUUGAGAAUCACGCAUACGUUGAUGCAAACAAAAACCCGGCAUUAAUUCCUCUUUGGACAGAUCCUAUUCGCGGUAUAUCAGAUACUGGGAAGACCCAAAGUAGCGCUGAUCCUUGGUAUGGUAGCGGCCAGGUUCUAGGGGUUACUCCAGAAGGGGAAGGCGAACUUGAGCCAAAGCACAACCCUCUCCCACCUGUAGUCAAAGGAUACCUGGAAGCUGUACGAUACUAUUUGAAUGAGUACAGGGAGAAUGUCAUUUCCAUUGGACGUGGAGAUCUACGUCAUGCCAAACAGUGGAGUGUAGCGGCCUUGAAAAGCUUUUUGCGAUUAUUACCAACCCCAGAGGCAAAAAAGCUUGAGCGUAACGCCAAUGUUUAUUCAACUGGGCAAAGAAAAGGCGAUAUGACAGAAGAAGAAUAUAGAGCUGUCAAGGAUGAUUGGCAGAAGUACAAUGAUUUACAAGAUCAGCUGUUGGAACAUCUCUCUGCUAAGACUACUCCCCAAAUACAGUUGUUCUUUGACGAGCCAGACACGGUCAAUAAAGAUACGUACGACCCUACGAAGAUUAACAUCACACGGGAAUAUGGCGAACGAAUGCGGGAAGUCCAUGCAAUGCAAGCAGAGCUUCAUGAACUUAUGCGAGAAUGUCGUGACAGUAAAGGCCCGCAAUCUUGCAAUUGGUGGAUACUGGGGAGGAUGGCCGAGAUACUUUCACCUGUUGAACCUGAUAUAUUCGGUGAAGUGGGACAACAUUGGGCCCAAUUCAAAACCAGACACGUUCCUUUGCUUUGGGAUAAAGCAUUCGAUCUACCAUCUAAGAGAAAUUGGCUCGUCUCUCGUAGUGUCGGAGAUAGAGCCGUGAUUGAUCCUUACAUCAAGAGAUUACGGGAUCUCUGGACAACGAUUUUCGAGAAUGAACCAGAACUUCAACGUGAAGAAGCCGAUAUUGAGAGUGGUGCACCAUGGAUUGUAUUAUUACCAUUGCAAAAGGGAGCUCUAAGGACUGACCCAAUAAGACAUAAAAUGUCGUCCGACUUUUUGCAACCAUAUAUCUUCUAUGUACCUUGGGCCACUCCCAAACCUCAGCUUUCUCCGGAAUUAGAAAAGCAAUUGGAAAGAAUUCAUCGACUUCUAAAAGCAAAAAGCGACCAAGGAGGUGUAUUGAAUCAUGUCGGAAUGGCAGCACUUCGACAAAAUCUAGCGCCUUUCUUUUAUCCUCGACUCCGUCGAAUGUAUGAUCAAACACUCAGUGAUAAUAAAAAGGUUCGAGACAAGGCACUUAAGGCAUUUGCUGAUAUUCUGGAUCCUUGGCUAGCGGGAUUCGAAGGAGUUGGAAUCGAGAUAAGGAGUUAUAAGCCGGAGGAUAAGCAAGCUCUCCUGACAUCAACCAUACCAGCAACUCUCGUUGAUGCACCUGAUGCUGGAAAAGCUCCCGUAUUGAGACAGCGCGAUCCAUCCGUUCUAUAUCAGACCCAUAGAAGAUUAGACCCGGAUACUUUAAACACACUCAACGCACAACUGAACAAGGAUAUUCCCGAUAAUGGUGACGUCGGACAAGGUACUGGUGGAGGAUGGGACCAAAAGAAGAAGAAAACCUAUGCGAGUCUGCUAGGUUCUCCGGCUUUGCAAAAGAUAGAAGCAGAAUUAGACAAGAUUGAGGAUGAAAUCAAUGGUCUGAGAGCUGACGCAUCCCCCAUUGUUCUCGCUGGUUUGCAGAAAGAAUGGGGCCUCAUCAAGCAGAGGCUUGAGGAGGAAGAGAGACGGACUGUGAUCGGAGUCAAAGCCGCAGCCAAUUCCAAAUUGAAGGACAAAACCAUCAAAGUAUUACAAAGUGUAGAUUUCGUCGACACGGACGUUGAUACCGACAAUCUUCCUGGAGUCUUUUACCUCGCCACUGAACCACCUUCGCCGAUGUCUAUUCAUCCUACGAAGGUUGAUACUCUGUCUCUUGUACCCAAUCUCGAUACUGGUAUCCAUCGUAAUCGGGAACAAAAUUGGCAACAGUUUAUCCUAGGAUAUCCGCAAACAGCUUCUCAGUACGACACGGGCGCAUUAAACUUUCAGUCCAAGGCCGAAAGAAGGGGUAUUCAACGAGCGGCUAUUGAAAUCGCUUUGAAUUUAUUAGCCUCCAACUAUGAGCAACGUCGUCCGGACGAUCGAUUCCGUCGCACUGUAAUUCCUUCGCCAUGGCAGCAACCUCUACCAGAGGUUCCAAUAUCAAUGGAACUUGAACCUACCAAGCGACCCGUAGAAUUGGACACAAAAUACUAUACCAAACUUAUGGUUGAGUACACGAGGUGGAAAGAUGACGACUGGUAUGAUGCACGUGAAAAAAUCAUCAAGACCACCCCGGGUUACGUUCCACCGCCGGCUAAUUUUAAUGGCCCUUUUACAAUUCCAUCGAUGUUCGAAUACCAAGAUGCUGCUGCCAAAUACUUGGGAAGCCUGACUCCAACUUGGGAUGCUUUGUUACAUGCAGCCAAGACCUACCCGAGGCCAUUUCUGACCGCAGUUCUUGCACGUAUUGAGAGAGGUGUAAGGUUUGAGCCUGGUCAAGAAUUCGAUUUGCUUAACGAAGUAGCAAAUGGUAUGGAGGUGAAAUUGGUACCACAAGAACUCGGUGUCCUCCGGGAACUGACCGAACCAUCUUGGAACUGUCAUUGGCUGCCAUAUCCUCCGGUCGCAGACGACAAAGGAGACAUGCCUAGACAGAUUCUCGAUGAGUUUGAAAGAGAUAUUGAGGCACUACCAGAACCUGAGAAACCUCCAUACUGGGUAUCAGAGAAGGGCCCGAGUGAACCACCGAUAGGUACUUAUCCUUUGAGCCAGAGAGAUAUUCGUACAAUCAACAAGUAUGAUCCCCGUGUCAAGAGUACCGAUUUUGUGCCCAUGUUACAACUUCUCCAGCAUAUAAAUGAUCGUCGGACUAGACAGAAUUUGCCUCAUUUCGACAGAGUUACAGCGAGAAGGCACUUUACGACAAUGCAUGAAUACCAUCACAUACAUUUUGAAACAGGUCUUCAACCUGAACUUGAACUUGGCUUCGAGCUUGAUCGUGUGGCAAGAGUUGCAAUCACAGGCCAUCCCGAAAUGAAGUAUAUCGAUGAUCGACGUCGAGCGUUUGCCGGCUAUGGAAUUCACUGGGACGAAGCAACCAACACCUUUAGUGUUCAAUAUAAUGCGGUUCGAUUCAUGGGACCUCCGAUUAUCCAGCCUAAUCUCUACAGUUUCAUCGAAAAGGCGGCUUUCAAGUUCGGUAGAGCAAUCGCUAUGUAUACGGAAGAACUCACAAUGGACGAAAGGCACUACACAAGAGAACUCAGCCUCGAAGUUGUUCACCAUAGUUACUCAGACACAAUGAAACGCUUAGAAGGCAAGGAGCUAUACCCUGGGGAGCCCAACGUACCCCCCGCGAACCCCAACCCAAACAACAUAACUCUAAUUCGCAUCGCAUCUGAUCUCUUCAAGGUCGCGCCUGACAUCUUCACCGACCAUGGUCUUAACCUCGAAACGCUUCUCGACUCCUCUGUCCCGUAUUCCACCCGUUUGCAAUACUCUGCCCUAGUGAUUCAAACCCAAGUCAUCGAGGAGCUGAAUAAUAACUGGGAAUCUCGUUUCCCUAUGAAAGAAAAUGUUUGGGGAUUCGCCCGGGAUAGAUUGGUUAACCCUGUUCGCACUGUAGUCGCGGGUCGCACUUUUACAGAAUAUUACAAACCGCGUCAAUAUUUCAGUAUGCGAAGAUGGCCACCGUGCGAACAGAGUCCUGCUGGUCAACAAGUCAUCAAGGCUAGUGGGCCGGUGGUACAGGUAAAGGCUGUCAAGGAACCGGCAAUCAGAAAGUCGAAUGAGGAGAAGAAGAUGGAUUCGUUGAGGAAAAAGCAGGAGCCGGUACAUAUUGGGGGCGCGCCGCCUAAUUUCCCAUUCGGAGAGACGCCUUAUCAACAGGCUUAUCAGAGUUGGAGGAUCACGGAGGAUUUGAAAGAUGUUCCCGAGUUCAAUCCUAAACCUAAACCAAAGAGCCUCCUCGACAAAGUUCUUCCUACUAUUCCCCAGUCACCGAUAGACCGUUUUGCACUCCCCAGAAUUCCCCCUUCCUUCCGUCCCAGAAGUAUCCCUGUCGAAGUUUUGCGCCAAAAGACCAUUGCAGCCGCCCAAUCUAUGGCUGGCCUACCUAACCUCACUGAAUACUACAGAGAAGACAACGAAGCAAGGGCAAUAAACGAUUACCGUCAAUGGCAGAAAGAAAAUGAAAGGAUCAAAAUGAUUGAAGAAUUGGCGAAGGGGAAGAGUUGGCAGAGUAUGACAAGGGAUGAGAGAGAGAAGUAUGAAGGGGAAUUGGCUGUUAUUGAGAUGGAGGAGCAGCGGGCGCUACAGAAUGCAGGAGGAUGGAAUAUUGCUGGAGGUGAAGUUAAAGAGAGAAAGGGAAAGCGUGGUUCUGAUGGAGCCUUGGUAUUGAGGACCGGUCGUGGCGGGAAGAAAAGGAACCGAAGCGGGAGUGCUGGUGGAAAAGGGGGUAGAAAGAGGAGAGGCAGUAGACCGACACCGAUUCAAACUGACACGUUAAUGUCGGGAGCGUUUAUUUUACACUACUCUCUACUAGACUUAAACAUUACCAUGGGCUUAUUCCGAAAUAAAGACAAGACUCGCCUUGAACCACCUUCAGCGACACUCCCAGUUCCUUCAGACGAUGAAAAUAGGCUCUUGAACAAUCGCAAUAAUGAUUCUUUUAGAAGUAGCAACGUCUCGAGCGCAGAUACUCGAGUAAAUCAGGUUCAAAAUCCAAACCCUGGAACCACAACGACAACUACAACGACAACUACCACUACGACCACAACAGUCCGUAAUGAUGGUUCAACUCAAACUUACACUCACCCAUAUGACCCCUCAACCGACCCUCCUCCUGCAUCAACAACCACCUACCAAUCGAAUGAGCCACCCGUCCCACCAAUUGGAACUCCUCAGCCUACUCAAACACCAAUACCUUCAGAAACAGAAAACACCCUCCGAAGAACAAGUACUGAACGUUCACCACUUCGAAACUCCAAUCCCGUUCCCCCUCUCGUGAUAGACCAUACUAUGGAUCCGAAUUCCCCCAAUCCCUCAAAUAUCACCGGCACCAACACCACUACUACAAAUGCUCAAAUGAAUUCACAGGCCAACCAUGAUAUUCACGAUCAGAAUCUAACAUCAGACGCAAAUACGACCAAUCCACCAAGAAUGCCAAUUAACGAACAAACGCCAGGGAGUCCUACAAAACCCAACGUUAAUUUCUCUCGUCCAGGAGGCAAACGAGAAAGUAUUGCGAAUGCUGCGAGAGGUAUCCAUGGAGCUGGAGAAGCACUUAGGGGAAGUGUAAACUCGGCAAUUGCAGGAGGGCUUCGGGAUCAAAAGGACCUCGAGCAGAAUCGGGCAAUUAAAGAGCAGGGAAUGAGGGAAUUUACGAAUAGUGGGUUUAGAGAGAAGGCCGGGAAUAGGCUGAGGAGGAGAAGUGGAGGGAUUGCAAAUGGGAAUCAGGCUGGGGUUGUGGGAGGGAGAGUUUGA